AUGGGAACAACACUAGUUAACAAUAGUGAGGCAUUACCUUACGAGGAAUUACUUUCCGCUCUAAUACAAGAAUUAGAAAAAGAUCCAAGGAGCUUUUUAUGGAAAAUACUAUUUAAAAAUUCAGUAAAGAUUUUGUUUAAUUCAUCUUAUUAA
Messenger RNA from Dentiscutata heterogama, 153 nucleotides. The record is from the annotation of a GenBank genome assembly. Lineage: Eukaryota; Fungi; Glomeromycota; Glomeromycetes; Diversisporales; Gigasporaceae.